Messenger RNA from Peromyscus maniculatus bairdii (prairie deer mouse), 2319 nucleotides. The record is from RefSeq and is a predicted model, not a curated record. Lineage: Eukaryota; Metazoa; Chordata; Mammalia; Rodentia; Cricetidae.
GACCGGCAGAAGCAGCUCGAGGAGGAAAGUUUUAUCUUAGCUCACAGUUUCAGAGAUUUCAGCCCAUGGUUACUUGGUCCUAUCAAUUUGGCCUGAGGGUCCAGGCUGGCUCUGUUGCCGCUCUCCAUUGGCCACGCCCGGCUGCUGAAAGGGCCUCGGACUGGAUGACGAGUCUCCGCACUCUCAAGGCCUGCUUGAGCCUGUCAUCUGGAUUGCCACACAACUGAUGAGAGGGACAUGUGCAGCCCAGCAGGUGCCUCCCCACUACGGCUCAGCUAGGGCCUAAUGAUAAGAAGCAGGAACUGGAGAGCAGCGUUGGGGCUGCCGAGAUCCCUUUGUACAGGUACAGGUACAGCCUGGGCAGGGGGAAGGCCAGAUGGAGUGCCUUCUUUUGAUUCAGAGAGCCCAGCCCCUUGUUCGGGAUGUGUGAGGCAAUAGUGAGUUGCACAGUCCUCUCACUCAGAGCAGAUGUGCGUAGGGGAGCCUGGUACGUCUCAGGGAGGCCAAGUGCGCUCAGUGAGAGGUGUGGGGUUGGGAAGGAAUCAGGAAGAGAGGUAGCAGGCCUUCCACGAGAGCCACUCCAGAGCCUGCCGCUCUCUCCUCCGUCACAUUCCAGCUCUUGACCUUUGGUUUAUGAUUAUCCGGGAGCCAGCCAAUGAGUUGCCAGGCUGAGGCUGCUCCCCAGAGCUGAGGCAAGUUCUAGCAGAUUCUCGUUGGAUGCCAUUUAGAGGCCGAGACUAUCCUGAACGCUCUCAGCUCUGUGGUACCAGAUUUAAUCUUCCCAGCCAGGGAGAAGAGGGCUUUCUGAAACUUGCCCAUGGGAACAUGGGGUUCUGCUAUCAACAGACCCUGAAGAGGAAGCCAAUAGCUGUGGACACCACAUCCUGUUUCUAGUGUGCCGUCUUAAGGGCUCAAGAAAGGCGUGAAAAAAAAAAAAGAUCUCACUGUCUCUUGUGACUGCUGAUAUUUGAGAUCCAGAAGUCUACCCAUGGCUCCUUAUCACAUCCGCACGUACCAGGAGAGGGACCGCAAAAGAGUCCUAGAACUGUUCUCCAUGGGCAUGGAGGAACACACCCCUGCCACCUUCCGCCACCUGCUGAAACUGCCCCGAACCCUCCUGCUCUUAAUUGGGGUGCCUCUUGCCAUAGUCCUGGUGUCUGGCUCCUGGCUCCUGGCUGUUGUAUGCAUUGUCUUUCUGCUUCUAUUCUUGCGGUUCCUUGCAGGCCAACCCUGGAAGAAUUAUGUGUCCAUGUGUUUGCACACAGACAUGGCUGACAUCACCAAGUCCUACUUGAAUGUGUCUGGGGCAGGUUUCUGGGUGGCUGAGUCUGGGGGACAGGUAGUGGGGACAGUGGCUUCUCAGCCAGUCAAGGAUCCCCCGUCAGGGAGGAAGCAGCUGCAGCUCUUUCGCCUGUCUGUGUCCUCACAGCAUCGAGGACAGGGGAUAGCGAGAGCCCUGGUCAGAACUGUCCUCCAGUUUGCACGGGACCAGGGCUACAAUGACGUUGUCCUUGCGACUGGCCUUUUGCAGCAAGGUGCUGUGAGCCUCUACUACAGCAUGGGCUUCCAGAAGACAGGUGAAUCCUUCAUGGACCUCCUCACAUGGCUUGUGGAUGUCUCUCUAAUUCACUUCACAUACCCACUCCCUUCUGCUCAGGAACAUGAGCUGUGAUCUUCCUCUGUGUGUCUGUCAGCCUCCAGCUCACUGUGAUGUGGAAAAAGUAACCCUGAUGAUAUUGUAGCAGACAAAUCAUAAAAUUGCCUUUGUCAUUUUCGUUGUAUUCCUUUCUGCCUGAUGGGAGGUGAAGAACUAGGGCAAUGACGUCCUCUGUUUCUUUUGAAGUCAUUUCCUAAAGUAGGGGAGCAGGGGCCAGUGUCGCAGUGGAGUAGUCUACACAGCCUGAUUGGCAUGUGUGGUCCCCACUGGCCCAGGCUCGCCUCAGUCUAUGGACCGGCGUGAGUCUCCGCAGGUCGUGUGUGGAGUGUGUUUGUGGAUUCUGAAAGAAGAAGUGGGGCUGGAGAGUAAUUUCACUCCCACCACUUCUUGCCACUGAGGCUGGGCCCAUCGUGCAUCCAAGGACUGGGGCCCCAAGAAACGUAGGUGCUGACAGAAUGAUAAACGGCGUUGCAGAUGGCGCGCGUGCAGUCCUGGCUGUGCAGGCCUUCAAUCUAACCAGGAAGCUGUUACGUGUAACAAGCAUGCCGCUCUCCGGAACAGUUCUCCCUUAAGGCACUGUUAAUGCCUACUACUUCAACUUCGCUCCACUCUGUUUCCCAUGUCCUACAAUAAAAAUAUUCAGUAUCUGCAGUAGAAUGUUA